AUUCCCUUUCCUCCGUGGACCAUGUUGGACCGCGACGAGGCCCAAAGGCUCCCCGUUGUAAUACCCCAAGAUGAUAUCGAAGAGGCUCCCAACGAUUUCGUAUGGUAUGAAGGACCUCAAGGUGGUGGAUUCACCGUCCCGCCUCAGUUCAAAAAAUACCCAAAUCGACCGGUGAAUGAAACACCCAUAGGAUAUUUGUAUUUUAUUGUCGACAAGUGCAGCGCGCGCACAAAGAAUAUUCAUAGCGCCUUUUUUGAAGCUAUUGACGUUUAUUUUGAAGGUCUAAUGGAAUAUGCGAAGGUCCACUAUGCAGAGUUCAUAAUACCUUUUGGUAUGAAGCAUCGGGGAAAGCGACUCCAGCAGUGCCGGGAUAAACCUUGGAUGGAAUGGACGACGACAAAGCCGUCCUUGACCCAGAAGUAUCCUAUCUACUUUACAGCCGUUCGCUAUUUCCUUGCCGACAAACGACACUACAAUGUGACCAGAGACAUUGGCGAAUUGCUCAGCGCAACUGAAUAUGAAGAUGACCUAGAUCUUAAAGAGGUCCAGGAGAGGGAAGGCGACGACGAAUCUGAAAACGAUUCCUUUAUAGAUGACGGCGAUAUCGAAGACGAGCGCGAAGAGGAAGAAAGUAGUGACUCUGCUGAUGAAUCUGAAGCGAGCAACAAUACAGAGGAAAGCGCACAUACAAGCGACAUAGACGGCUCGCAAUCUUAUGUUAGUAACGACGCCGAUCCAGAGCCCGAUAUACCACAGACUCCAUCCCGCAAGAUAUCUCUGAAUAACACGGCGAGCUUGGGCUCCGCGUACAGACUCGGAAAACGUUACAAUAGCCGCAGCGCAAGUCCAACACCGCUAUCACCUACGCUUCGCAAGCACCGACGAAAUUCUCCUGAUUUUGAAGCCUCCUUGGAUUCCCCAGUGGUACGCGGGGCCUCUAAGGCAGUAAACUCUGUCAGUAAGGCUUCACCACGGAAGCGCAGGGUGUCAAGCGUCGGCUCCUCGGAUCACCCGAUAGGUUCAGAUGGCGCAGAUGAGGACGAACCUGAAGCCAGGCAAAGAUCUCGAGGCCGCCAAAAGAGCCCUCGCAAGGCUGCCCGCCGUGCCCGGAAAGGAAAGCACAAAGCGCUUACUUCAGAAAUGGAAAAUUUCAUUUCAGCAAACGAGGAAAGCGAUGGCAGUGAAGAUUACACAGGUAGUGUAACUGAGAAUGAUAAUCUGAGUGACCUGGCAGACGGUGCUCAACCUCGCCAACUACGUUCUGGUCGGAAGUAUGGUCCCAAUAUGCGCACGCCAAGUAAAGAGGCCACUUCAAAAGUGCCAUCGCCUCGUGGCCGAGAAUCAAAAAAGUUUAUCGAUGUCGAGAUAUCAAGCGCCGUUGAUUCUGGAUCGGACGAACCCAGCAAGCUCAGCACGGCAUCCGCUCCAAAGGCAAGGUCUAGCCCAGAUGCUCAGCGUAUAUCAUGGCUUUCUAAGUCAACUGGACACGUACUGAUAUGAGAUCAAACAGCGUCACCGUCGAGACGAAGGCGCUUAGCCUAUCGGGUGGCUUCGAGUCCGGAGGACGAAGCUCCUUCUACUUCACCCGAAAGGCCUGCUGAAUUCCGGCGAUUGCGGAGAUGGUCUGAACGUAAGGCGUAAACAUUUUCCAGCGGUUGUAAUCAUUUGUGGUCUGAGAUGUAUCUUAUUGUGUUGUACUUGUGACGCUAAGAUCUAUAGCUAUGUUGUUGUAAUCUAUAAUGCUGUAAUGCUUGUAUUCUUUCUUGCUAAACUCCCACUUUAGGAGACCAAAAUACGAAGGUAACGGUUACCAAACCUGA
Messenger RNA from Desarmillaria tabescens, 1820 nucleotides. RefSeq lists its product as uncharacterized. The record is from RefSeq and is a predicted model, not a curated record. Bases 22 to 1500 code for a protein of 492 amino acids. The transcript has 13 exons. NCBI's taxonomy places the organism in Eukaryota, Fungi, Basidiomycota, Agaricomycetes, Agaricales, Physalacriaceae.